AUAAAAUAGGUUGCCGCAGCGGCUUACAGUAGCGGAGUUAUCACUAGUCCAUCAGCAAAUGACAAUUCUGAUAGUGACGGAAUUAAUAGUUGUUCAACAAAUAAAGAGUACAUUUGUUAAAUUUAAAUUCGAUUGUUGUUUAUUACGUUUGAUCAACCUCUUUUUUGCUUUACGCAGAUUAAAUGAGAGGUUUAUAUUCUUGGACAAGGACGGCUCCAGCAACAGUAGUGAUACUGUUUGUAUUUUAGCUGAUAUUACUAAACUUCCUCAAAAGCCCGUCACCAAUGCAUGUCAAUUAUUACUCAAUAAAUUAACCAGUUGUGCACCAACUGCAAGAGUAAUGAGACAUUUAAUCAGGUCUCAUACUUUACCAAUGGAAGAACCUUUUGAUCUUGCAAUUCACUAUGACCUCAAUUUCACGAAAGUAAUGUGCAUACAUUUGUAAGUUGUUCAUUUUUUGUAACAUUAACAAAUAUCAAUAAACUAACUUUCCCUUUUUGAAUACGAUUAAGAAGAAUUUUAUUUAAAAAAUUAAAAAAUGACCAAUGAGCACAUAGCAUUUAUAUAUGCUGUUUUGUCCUGGUCAGAUCGCUAUGGAAAAAA
Molecule: messenger RNA, 603 nt
Organism: Cokeromyces recurvatus
Lineage: Eukaryota; Fungi; Mucoromycota; Mucoromycetes; Mucorales; Mucoraceae
Exons: 1
Coding region: 59-445 (128 amino acids)
Source: RefSeq, a predicted model, not a curated record